UUCAAUAUAUUUAAUAGUUUUCCGUUGCAAUUAGUGUUGUUGCCAGUUCUAAAGAGUUCUGUUAAAUAAUGCGUCGUGUUUUUACUGUUAUAGUCUUUUGCGGAAUAUUAUUCCUCAUUACUUAUACAUUAUUAGAAAAACCAGGCAAUUUGUUUCCAAAAACUUCAAAUAACAAUCGGACUCUUUUAAGAAAUCUCUUCGAUAUAAAUGUCCAAAAUAAUUCAAUAUUCUUCCUGGAUACAUCUCUUAAAGACUAUAAACACGAUACCAUCACCAUACAUCGUCGAGCAUCUUGUGCCUUGGAAUCGGCCGCUUUUCAUCAUCAAAACCGGUCGAUUUAUUACGUGUACGUUGGAAACUAUUCAGAAGCUGCAAUGGAUACUACUGAUAUUAACUUGAAAACGAUUUUAAAUUACGAAAACAUUCAGCUCGUUUACGUAAAAAUUAACGAUUUAGUUGAAAACACUGAAAUUGAAGAAUUAUUUAAGAAAGGUUUAAUUCAAAGUUCGGAUUAUUACGUUGCACAUUUUAAAGAUGCCUUUUGCGUAAUUCUUUUGAGGAAAUACGGUGGAGUUUAUCUUGAUGGUGAUGUGAUAAUAUUAAAAAAUUUAGAUGACUUGGGAGAAAAUUUUGUUGGGAAAGAAGCUGAGGAAGUUAUUGGUACCGCAAUAUUGGCGUUUAACCAGAGUAGUUAUCAACUUUUAACCACAUUUUUGAACGAUCUCAAUGUAGAAUAUAGUCCGACAUCGUGGGCUGGAAAUGGACCCUAUUUGGUUUCUAGAGGGGUGAAAAAAUUAUGUGGGACAACAUCGAAUUUUUCGGACAACAACUGCGACUAUUUAAAAAUCUUUUCGGAGAAUUAUUUUUUCCCGGUAUAUUAUGUGGUCUGGAGGCAUCUUUUCGAACCGCAAUAUGCGGAAGAAGUUCUGGAAAUAACCAAAAAUAGCUACAUGGUUCGUUUUUGGAAUAAAUUGAGUCACGAAUUGAUAUUAGACGUUAAAUCUAAUGCUCCUUAUGUACUUUUAGCGAAAAAACAUUGCCCGAAUACCUUUUUUAUACAACAAGAAUCAUUUUAAAUUUAAUUUCUUAAGUAGCAACUGUUUCUUUUUAAAUUUUUUUUAUUUAUUUGUCAUUUGUAUUUUACUCACUAUUACCAUCUUAUUAUUCGAUUUUUUUUGAGAAUGUAAUUCAACUGUACCUGCAGCCACGCCUUAAUCAUACCUUAAUUAAACCAAGCAAAGUUAAUUAGAAUAUGGUAGCAGUGGGUUUAAAUAUUUUCUAGUUUGCCCGAAAUUAUUCAGAAUGUAUCUCAGAUUUGUGUCAGAUGAUCAAAAAUUCCCUUUAGAAAAAUAUUUAGUGUACAAUUUUUUAGAAAUAUUAUUAAAAAUGUUAUUUAAUAUUUUACCAAUUCUUGUAUGAUGUUAACGGAGUCUCCUAAAUUGUGGCUGUUUUUUUAAGUGUAAUAUUCUCUAAAUCGUCCAUUUCGUUCUUUUUGAUUCAAUUAGCAUAAUGUUUAAAGAUCGACUGUAAAUGAAAAUUAUUUAAUAAAAUGCAUUAGUUUUUAUCAA
This is a messenger RNA of Onthophagus taurus, 1568 nucleotides long. The record is from RefSeq and is a predicted model, not a curated record. Lineage: Eukaryota; Metazoa; Arthropoda; Insecta; Coleoptera; Scarabaeidae.